CUAAAGGAUCAUAAACGAGUCUGCUGUUAUGUUCCUGGGUUGCGUUUUAUGUAUCAAAAGGACUUUUUUUUACAGAUUUUAUCAAUAAAAUCAGCAACAGUCGCAGCAUUCUGAAUUAGUCUAUACAAGUGGAAAGAUAAUGAAAUUUUUAAUAUGAAAUAAUUACGUGAAGUUUUAAUUUAUGACAAUGGAAAUUAAGUAUAACUUAAACAUGAUUUGUAUUGCUGUGCUUAUUUUUGUGUAUGUUGGACAAGACGACUGUGCUUCAAUAAACGAUACAAAUUUCUUACUGCGAAAUGUUAUGAAAGAAUACAAUAAAAAUGUGAGACCAGUGGAUAAUCAGAAUGAAGCAGUUCAUGUAAAUGCUUCCCUCUUAAUUAUUUCAAUACAAGAACUUGAUGAAGUUCGUGGAAUAUUUUCGAUAAUGGGAAUUUUGUUAGUGACAUGGAAUGAUGCAAAUAUGAUGUGGGAUCCUAAAGAUUAUGGUGGGGUAGAAUUUGUGAUGACAUCCUAUAAAGACGUUUGGGUACCUGAAAUGAUUCUUGUAAACCCGGCGGAAGAAAUAGAUAGUCUUGGUAAGAAAUGGCAAAAAGUUAACUUUCACCACACUGGAUUUGCCUCAUGGUGGCCCGGAGAUCUUCUUAAAAGCACUUGUGCUUUGGAUGUUUACAGUUACCCAUUUGAUACUCAAGAAUGCAUAUUAGGAUUUAGCACAUGGGGAUAUUCUUCUGACCAGGUAAAAAUAAGUUCACCAAAUGACGAAAUCGACUUCAGUUACUACACUGAAAGUCCAACGUGGAAACUUGCUCAAUCUAAGGCAAAUAUAUAUUUCGAAGGCAUGCAAAUACACUUUCAUGUUUAUCUAGAGAGGAAACCUGGUUUUGUGAUCGUAAAUGUUCUUCUUCCCCUAACUUUUCUAAGCCUGCUGAAUGCAUUCGUGUUUCUGCUCUUACCCGAAUCUGGUGAAAGAAUUUCAUUCUGUAUUACAGUUUUAUUGUCUAUUGCUGUAUUUAUGACAAUUGUAAGUGACACCCUUCCAAAAAGCUCGGAACCAGUUCCACUUAUUUCGUACAAAUUGAUGUUUGACAUGGUGAUCAGCUCUCUAAUUACUCUGGCCACUAUACUGAACCUAAGAUUGUACAAUAAAAAGGAUACAAAAGUCGUUCCGAACUGGUUGCAGUCUAUGUAUCUGCUUCUAUUCUGUAAACGGCAAAAACAUGAAAAUCAUGCGGAAGCAGAUAAUGCUGAAGGCAUGAAACAUGAAAAGAAGAAGUUGGAAGCAGUAGAUAUAUGUAUCAGACAAAAAGUGGAAAAUCAAAUGCAAUCUGCAACGACGUCAGAUGCAAACAACUCCAGAAAACCGUCAGUUUUCACGCUCCAUUUAGAAGGAGUCCCAUGCAAAGGUAUUGAAGAAAGGUUAGUAAAACGGAUUUCAGAAGUGGAAGGAAAUGGCGAUGAACAUUUUCAGGUGUCGUGGAAAAAUAUCAGUAACAUGGUAGAUGGAAUUGCUUUUAUAGUAUUCACUUUGCUCUCUUUAUGCAGCUUAGUUGUUUUCAUGGUUAUAACGUAUAAACACUAAUAAUAGAGAGUUUGAGAUUUCAAACUUCGCCUUCCCCUUCAACGUCUCUUGCGAAGUUAACGUAUGAAGUUGAAAUUCGAUUAAAAUUCCUUGAGAUUUCAAACAUUAGAAUGAACCUUACUUCUUUUAAUCGGCCCAUUCAAUUUAUCCGUAAUUAUGAUCGUUCUUUUCGUGCAUUUUGAUACCAGUUGUCUGAAAGGGCAGGAAUUUUACAAGAGGUUUUAAAAAUGAAAAAAUGAAAAUUAAAUAAAAAAAACAUUUCAUUUAAUAUAAUCACAGCAUGGAUUUUAGAGCGAUUACCAAAAAAAAAAAAAAAAAAAAAAAAAAAAAAAAACGAUAAAAGAA
Mercenaria mercenaria is the source of this 1924-nucleotide messenger RNA. Its product is annotated as acetylcholine receptor subunit alpha-like. Gene Ontology annotation, biological process: signal transduction; monoatomic ion transmembrane transport; chemical synaptic transmission. NCBI's taxonomy places the organism in Eukaryota, Metazoa, Mollusca, Bivalvia, Venerida, Veneridae. Gene Ontology annotation, cellular component: synapse; membrane; neuron projection. The record is from RefSeq and is a predicted model, not a curated record. The transcript has a single exon. Bases 182 to 1579 code for a protein of 465 amino acids. Gene Ontology annotation, molecular function: extracellular ligand-gated monoatomic ion channel activity; transmembrane signaling receptor activity; neurotransmitter receptor activity.